Messenger RNA from Microthlaspi erraticum, 891 nucleotides. The record is from the annotation of a GenBank genome assembly. NCBI's taxonomy places the organism in Eukaryota, Viridiplantae, Streptophyta, Magnoliopsida, Brassicales, Brassicaceae.
AUGCGAGAGCCACCGGUGAUACUGCCGGAGGACCAAAUUCCGCCGCCUGAGAACCAAAUCCAAAUUCCGCCGACUCAGAACGAAAUGGAGCCGACUGAGGACCAACUGCUGCCGGCUGAGGACCAACUGCUGCCGCCUGAAAACACAGGAAGAGUCAACGUUAGAGCGAUGGUUCGAGCACUUGAGGAGAAAAAAGAACCGCCGCCGCCGCCGCAGGAUAACCAGACAGGAGGAUCGUCCAAGGAGACGCCAACGGGAGCUUCCAAUCAGCCGGAUAUCGAUUCAGCCAAAGACGAUGAGCCAAAGGGAGCUUCCGAUAAGCCGGAGAUCGAUUCAGCCGAAGACGGUGAGCCAAAGGGAGAUUCCGUUAAGCCAAAGGGAGCUUCCGAUAAGCCGGAGAUCGAUUCAGCCGAAGACGGUGAGCCAAAGGGAGAUUCCGUUAAGCCAAAGGGAGCUUCCGAUAAGCCGGAGAUCGAUUCAGCCGAAGACGGUGAGCCAAAGGGAGAUUCCGUUAAGCCAAAGGGAGCUUCCGAUAAGCCGGAGAUCGAUUCAGCCGAAGACGGUGAGCCAAAGGGAGAUUCCGUUAAGCCAAAGGGAGCUUCCGAUAAGCCGGAUAUCGAUUCAGCCGAAGACGGUGAGCCAAAGGGAGAUUCCGUUAAGCCAAAGGGAGCUUCCGAUAAGCCGGAUAUCGAUUCAGCCGAAGACGGUGAGCCAAAGGGAGAUUCCGUUAAGCCAAAGGGAGCUUCCGAUAAGCCGGAUAUCGAUUCAGCCGAAGACGAUGAGCCACCGGGAGCUUCCAAACCCCCGACGUCGGUGACACAGAGCAGCGACUCGCCGGAGACACAUGUCAGAGCCUCAGCAAAGCCAAUAGGCCCAGGCCCAAGCCCAUAA